GUGACUUUUUUUUGCCAGAUAACUGAACAUAACCGGAGGACAAAGUACGAGCGACUUACUCAGGAUGAUAUGACUUACAAGAGCCCCGUUUUCUGUCCUUUUCUAUCAGUAGCGUUUUCCUCUGUGUAAAUGAAAGCUAAGCUAAUCAAGCUAGCUAACAAGCUACAGUGACUUUUCCUCCACAGGAAAUAGAUCAGAGGAUACUUAAAAUGCAUCCUGGUCCUGAUGGCUUCAACUUCUGAAAAAGAAAUGUGGCAUAAAGGUGACAGCUGUCUAGCUCUGAACCCAAAAUAUGGUGCCCUGCAAGAAGCCACCAUCCAGAGAUUGACCUCCACCCCUCAUAGUAAUGAUGCCACAGCAUGGGUGAUAUUUAGUGACCAUAACAAAGAUGCAGAAGACGAGGUAGAAGAGGAGGAGGAAGCCAUACCUGUCUCAAAACUCAUGAGACCAGACCUGAAUCAUUUCACCCAGGAGAAACCAGCGUUUCCCAGCAACAUCACAGACCCCAGGCUAUGUGUCCCAUUAGAGCUAAGUGAUGUUGAUGGAGACAGAGUCCCUUACACUAUCAACCGAUACCUGAGGGAUUACCAGAGGGAAGGAAUCAGGUUCAUUUUUAACAGUUACAUCCGUUCCAGUGGUUGCAUCCUGGGGGAUGACAUGGGCCUUGGAAAAACUGUACAGGUCAUUGGUUUUCUUGCUGCGGUGUUGCACAAGACAGGCACAUGGGAGGACAUCAAGAACAACAGGCCCCAGUUUCUGCAGAGUCAGAUCCCCUCCAAGCAAAUUAAACCCAACAAAGUGUUUCUCAUUGUGGCCCCACUGUCAGUGCUCUAUAACUGGAAAGAUGAACUGCACACAUGGGGUCAUUUCCGGUGUGUGGUUGUCCAUGGGCUGAGGAAAGAGGAGGAGCUGGCUCGCAUUAAGAAGGGACGCGUUGAAAUUGCUCUCACCACCUACGAGACUCUGCGCCUUUGUCUGGAACAGUUUAAUAACAUAGACUGGUCUGCUGUGAUUGUGGAUGAGGCCCACAAGAUAAAGAAUCCAAGCUCUCAGAUCACUCAGGCCAUGAAGGAGCUGAAAUGUAAGAUCCGAAUUGGUCUCACUGGCACCAUCUUACAGAACAACCUUGAGGAGCUGUGGUGUGUCAUGGACUGGGCCAUACCUGGUUGUCUUGGCACCUUAGGACAUUUCAAGAACAAGUUUUCAGAUCCAAUAGAACAAGGGCAGAGGCACAGUGCAACCAAACGUGCCCUAGCUACAGGCAGGAAGACUGUCAAAGCCCUGGUGAGGAGGAUUUCACGUUGGUUCCUCAGACGAACUAAAGCUCUCAUCAAAGAACAACUACCUAAGAAGAAUGACAGAGUGGUGUAUUGCUCUUUGACAGACUUUCAGAAAACUGUCUAUCAGACGGUGCUGGAUACCGAAGAUGUGAAGUUACUGCUCAGGUCUUCAGAGAAAUGUGACUGUCAGAGCGGAUGCACCCGUAGAAGCUGCUGCUAUGAAAAAAGCUCUGAAGGUGUUCAAAUGAAAGCACUGUACUUCAGUUACUUGGCCAUUUUGAGGAAGGUUGCCAACCAUGUUGCACUGCUUCAGUCCACUGCAGGAACCAGCAAGAAACAGGAAAAGUAUGUGGGUGCCAUUUGUCAGAAGGUAUUCCAAAAGUUUCCAGACUUUGUGCAAAGAUGCAAAGAUGAAGCAUUUGAGGCGUUGUCAGACCCAGUGUAUAGUGGGAAAAUGAAGGCUUUGCAGAAGCUGCUCAAAUAUUAUCUGCAAAAGAGAGACAAAGUACUUCUUUUCUCUCUCUCAACCAAGCUGUUAGAUGUGCUGGAGAGCUACUGCAUGGCAGAGGGGCUGGACUACAGCAGGUUGGACGGAACCACCAAAUCCAAAGAGAGAGUCCAGAUUGUCAAAGAAUUCAACAGCUCCUCUAACAUCAACGUGUGCCUGAUUUCCACCAUGGCAGGUGGUCUUGGUCUUAACUUUGUAGGGGCCAAUGUGGUAGUGCUAUUUGACCCCACCUGGAACCCAGCAAAUGACCUCCAGGCAAUUGACAGGGCAUAUCGUAUCGGCCAGUGCAGGGAUGUGACUGUUCUCAGGCUGAUCUCAUUGGGGACUGUAGAGGAGGUUAUCUACCUCAGACAAGUUUACAAACAGCAAUUGCAGUGCUCAGUUGUUGGCAGGGAGAGCUCCCGGCGAUAUUUUGAAGCAGUACAGGGGCAUGGAGUCCAUAAGGGGGAGCUGUUUGGGAUCAAUAAUCUCUUCAGGCUGCAGACCCAAGGGACAUGUCUCACACGGAACAUACUAAAGCGAGAAGGACAAGUGGAGGCCGGUGUAAUGACAACCAGAACACACACAGGCGAAGAGGAGGAGGACAGGAAAGGAGUUAGCGAACCUGGAGAUUCUCCACCUUCAGAGGGCCUUGUACCGAGGGAUGAACCAGCCAAGGAGAACACAGAUGCAUCAAAAGUCCCUAGGGGGGUGCUGGACUUCAGCAGUGGGAGUGAAGAGGACGAGGAUGAGCAGAGGUUUAAGAGGAAUGCCUCAAACCCCAGUGCAGUGGAAGGCAACAGGGGCGGGAAUGCUGCCACUGGUCGAAUGAGUCUCCUCCAGCAUGGUUUUUCCAGAUUCCUUGAAAUGGUCAAAGAAGGACCAGAGUUAGCUGAAGGGGACAGUAGUCCAGCUAUCGAAGAAAGCUUCUCUGACACAGAUGAUGAGGAUCAUGGAAAAUUAGGAAAGAAUGAGUGUACCUCCUCUGGCAUUUACAAGAGGUCCAAUACAGGGAACGGUGCAGUCUGUCUCCUAAAAUCAGGAACGAAAACCUGGGACAUCUCCAGAGGUUCAGACAGGGAAGACAGAAGGAAUGGAGCUGUGGGGAGGCAGGAGAGGGUUUCUCCGCUGAAAGACAGUGAUGAUGCUGUAAGAAAGAGACAGGGUAUGAAAGGAUGGACAAAUAAGAAAAUUACAGUUGACGGGGAGAGUGAUGAUAACUCCUCACCAGACAAAAAACCUAGCAAGCCCAAAGCUACAGUUCCCACAGUGCACUGCUUUGAGCGUUACUCAGAUGAAUCUGAGGAUUUGGACCUAGAGGCAAACUCAGGGCCCAGGAAGGGCAUGUUAGAUUCACAUGGUGGUGGUCAAGACAGAGGGAGACAAACUCUAGACCGUAACAGAAAGAAGCAGACAACUAGUGUAAGGAACAAGAGCAGAUCCAAAUACACCGAAGCCAUAGAGACAUGCACAUCUUCCGAGGAUGAACACACUCCUGUUAAGAAAAGAAGAUCUUCAGGAUGUCACUUCACAUCUCCACAGACAGAAAGAUCUAGAGUUGACAUGCAAAAAGAUGGGCAAAGAUCUGCAACAACAAACAGGACAGAGAGAACCACAGGGAUGGCCAAAUCUAUUUCGCUGGCAAGAAUGAAAAGUCAGACAUCUCCAGCAUCCAAAGGGAAGGAUGGAACAAUCGAUAGUGUGUUAGGGGACAUACAGGAGGUGGUGCAUACCCACUCUAACCAGGGCGUGGUGGGUGGGAGCAAAGCAGAGGAGCUGAUCAGCAGAGCUGCUGUACGAGACGUGUUUGAACGCAAGAUGUACUCUCAGCUCCCAGCCAAUCACCUUCUAGGCACCCCGGAGAGCCUGCCAGCAAGCCCAGCAGACAGUCAGCCCUGCCCUGCCGUUGUAAGGCAGAAGAAGCCCAGCAUGGACCAUCCAGUCACCUUCACCAGCAAGAUUGUGCACCACACCAGACACACCACCUUCAUCAUUGGAGAGACUCCACUGGCCACACGCAGGCAGCACCUGGAGGAGAUGGCGGAAAAAUUCAAAUUUCCCUCAGUUCAUCAGUUUGUAGUGGAAAUUUUGAGGAGAAACUCAACCCAGAGACUGGCCUGGCUACGACAGUAUUACACUUCACUGAACCACCCUGACCUGGCUAAUACAAUCACAAACAACUUCCCACAGUCUGAUUCAGCACAUGCCUCCUCCACUUCAGCCACUACUUCUUCCACAUCCACCAAAACAGCUGCCACAAAAUCUCACACAGAGACCAGAAACCCACAAAAGGAUGCUCCAAAAGCCACGAAAAAGCCUAAAUACAUUCAGAAGAAUCGGGAACCCAAAGCUAAACCUGAAAUCGCACAAGAAAAUGUUUCUGUGCCACAGAAAAAGUCUGGAAUCCUACAAAAUGAUGUUCCAGAGCCCCAGACAAACUCUAAAGCCCCUCUAAAUGAUGUUCUGGAACCCCAGAGCUCACAAAAGAAUGUUCUAGAACCUUUAAAUAGUGUUCCAAGCCCAGAGUCAGGGGAGCAGGAGGAGACAGUCUGCAGUGCCAGAAGACACAGGAGGACAAAGAGGGGUAGUGUUUCUAGUUCUGGAACCCACGGAGCUGGUGGUGGUCUUGGCGUGGAUCGGGCCAGCAGCAGUGGUCUGGGGUCUGGGAAGGCUGCUGCUUUCCUGAACCACACAGACAGAGAUACCCCUUCUUCUCCGGACCUCAGCCAUGGCAGGUCCACCAUGUUAUCCAAACCCACAGCACAGGAAAGGGGGCAAGAGCAGAAAUUGUCCUCCAGGACUAGAGAAACUUUUCAAGGGCAAAGAGAAAAUUCUCAGACCCAUUUCCCUCCUCAAGAAGCCCCCUCUACCUCAAUUAACUGCUCUUUCCUAACAGAUCUGAUAGGAGACACCUCAAUCCUUGAUGAUUUGUUAAAACCCAAAACCAGGAGUCCACAGCAGAAGAGCACCCCCAAAACACCCCCUACAGUCUCAGUGUCAGAAAGCACAACUCUCACAACAUCUUCUCCAUCCAGAGUCCCUCUCAAUACUGAUUCUAGUUCGACAGGCCUUUUAGACUCUCUCUCCUCUCCAAGCUCACAUACACCAACUACACCAGUGCAGGCAUCAAAGGGUGGUCGCAAAGACUUCUGGGACAUCCUCAAUGAGGCUAAUGAGGAGAGUAUCAACAGGUUAACAGACCUGGCAGAAGUGCAGAGAGUUUGUGUCAACACUAACUUAUCUGCUAAAAGUAGGUCUGUAAAGGAGGAGAGCAAGAGUCUCUGGAAGACUAAUGAGAAGUUCCUGUGGAAGAAAUAAGAAGAAACAUUUUAGAUUGUAUUAAAAAUGUUUAUUAAUUUUUAAGUUCUAAGGGAGAAUUUUUAAAACAAGACUAAACAGAUCAGAUUUUCUCGACACAUUUUAUAAUGUUAAAAGUGCAUUUGUACAUUUUUUAAAAUGUCUUUUUAUAUCUUAUAUACUUUUUUUAAUAUCCAGUUUCCAAUGAAUUAGUGAGUUACAAACAUAAUGUUGACUCUUGGCCAGAAUAAACAGGGUGAUAAUCCCUUGAUUAAUUUAAACUUCCUCACUUACCUCAUCUGCUGCUUUAUUUCUGCAUUUUUGACUUAACGCACAAAACCAGGAGGAGCACAAAUUUGUCAUCACAGAGACAUUUAUGCAUCUAUAAAAGUUAAAAAUUGAGACAAAAAAAAAAUCACAGUAGUAAAUUUGUGUAUUUGGGUAUUUGCAUUAUUUUUAUUAUCCAUGAAUCAACUGGGCUAUAAGAAGUCAGAAUAUUGUGAAAAAUGUACAUCACCAAUUUCCACAGCCAAAAAAAUGUCAUCAAAUUGCUUUUUCCCCCCGACCAAAAGUUCAAAAGCCAAAGAUAUUUGGUUUGCAAUAAUGUAAGAGAAGAUAAUGCACUAAAUUCUCACAUUUGGGAAGCUGGAAAUAUUAGAUCCUUUGAUUGAAAAAUUACUUAAACCAUUAAUAAGUUGUCAUAGUAGUUGCACAUUUAUUGUCUGUCAAUCAACAGCUUUUUUCAGCUCGUGUUCUAUGAAAAUGUUAAGAUCAGUAUCGGUGUUCAAAAUGUUGCUGCACCUGGUAUGAUGUUAAGUGGAUGAUUUGACAGAGAAAACCAGCCCAAUCUAGGCAUUAGCCAUUAUCGUAAUCCGAUACAAAGACUACCACCCCAGAACUGUUGGUGGCCCUGAAGAGAUAUCACUUAAAACUCUUUAAUGGCUGUUACAUCUCUGCCACUCUGAACCCCUCACUGCCUCCCACCCCCCCUGAGAGUGUGCAUAUUGUGUAGCUGGUGUGGUUUCUCUGCACAGUAAUCUGAUAGUCUGUGGCUCUGCUCAGUUGCACCUCAAAUGGCCCUCAGAGUGGAAGCUGCUGCGCUAUUAGUGAAAUAACAAUAAGCAGUUGAAGACAGGGGAGCUGGGAGAGGAGGGGUGGCGAGUACCACUACAGAAAGUAUUCACACCCACACUUCAUCCAACCUCUCACACUGUUAGUUGAUGUGUGUAUCAAACAGUUCUAUACUAACACACCACCCCGAAAAAAUCAAAAAACUUUUGUGUGUGUUUGUGAGUGCGCAUGCGUGUGCUGAACCCCACAGCAGUGUUUGACCCCUUUCAGCUGCUGCACUGAAGUAAACAGAGGCCCAAAGAGAGCUGCUCUGUGUAAGUGUUGUAUUUUCUUUAGCAGAAAUGAGAAAGUGCUGAUAGCUAUCAAUAAACAAGAGAAAGGGCUACGUGCCUCAACAGAACAUGCAGCUUGGUAAAUAGUAUGUGUGUGUGCUUAUGCAUGUAGACCUUGUGGGUGGUAGAUCAUGAGUAUCUACACACACGCACACAGGCCUACUGAGGCCAUACAUCUGUCACACCUGUUCAAAUCACAGACAGAGGAGAAUAAAAAGCCCUUUCUUUUAUCCCAAGCCCAAACCCUUCCCUCUCUUUCUCUUUCUGCUUUUCUCUUUCUGAGAUUUGCAGAUCCCUAUCUGUCUUUUUGUGAGCAUAGUCUGGUUCAAGUGAGAUAGCAGAGGGGCUUAGCAUUUUACUGACAAUAGAAAGGCUCACCAAUUGACUGAUGGUGGUUGGAGGCUAAUGGAGGCCAACUAACAUGGCUCAAUG
Toxotes jaculatrix (banded archerfish) is the source of this 6899-nucleotide messenger RNA. It is a transcript of the gene ercc6l2, whose product is annotated as excision repair cross-complementation group 6-like 2. The record is from RefSeq and is a predicted model, not a curated record. NCBI's taxonomy places the organism in Eukaryota, Metazoa, Chordata, Actinopteri, Toxotidae. Bases 226 to 5085 code for a protein of 1619 amino acids. Gene Ontology annotation, molecular function: ATP binding; ATP-dependent chromatin remodeler activity. The transcript is spliced from 20 exons.